Molecule: messenger RNA, 1676 nt
Organism: Hyla sarda
Lineage: Eukaryota; Metazoa; Chordata; Amphibia; Anura; Hylidae
Product: aspartate aminotransferase, cytoplasmic-like
Exons: 10
Coding region: 268-1542 (424 amino acids)
Biological process (GO): L-aspartate biosynthetic process
Cellular component (GO): cytosol
Molecular function (GO): L-aspartate:2-oxoglutarate transaminase activity; pyridoxal phosphate binding
Source: RefSeq, a predicted model, not a curated record
UAGAGGUGGCCAGAGGCGGUCUGUGAGGGAGAGUCACGUAAUAACGCUGCGUGCACUGAGAAGGUGCUGAGGAAUUUUUUAGCUGAAGGAAUGUAAUGAUCCCUAUAUCGGAGAAUCCACAUGUGUAGUGCAGGAGCUUCUACUCCUGGCUUACCUGACAAAAUUAAUGUAAAUAAGAACGACCGCAUUCUACCUAAGCUACCUAAUGUCUAUGUGGAGCAGAAGAGCAGCAUCCUCAGUCUUCCUCAGUGAUGAGAUGGUAGGCUCAUGAUGGCAACUCUCUCCGUGUUCCUCGAUGUUCCCAAAUCUAUAAAGGAUAAAGAUAAGCAGCAAGAAGAGGCUCAUCUCAAAGACAGGGAUAGAAGAAAAACUUUCUUAGGACAAAGAGUUUUCCUAUCUGAGGAUUGUCAGCCAUGGGUUCCAUUGCCAGUAAGGAAGGCAUAUAAACAGAUAAUUGAUGACCCAACAAGGAAUUAUGAGCAUCUGCCGGUGGUCGGAGUACCAGAAUUUAUCCGAGGAGUUACAGAGUUUGCCCUUGGGAAGAACAGCAAAGCCAUCCUACAAAACAGGGCAAGUGGUGUGCAAACCCCAGGAACCACCGGGGCCUUCAGAAUAGGAGCAGAAUUCCUCCAUCGGUAUUAUAUCACUAAAAAAACUUCAGUCUGUAUUGCUCUUCUUGCUUAUGACAGGUACCACUGGAUAUUUGAAGCUGCUGGGUUAACAGAUAUCUGGACAUACAGGUUUUGGGAUGAGAGAAAUUUGGGCCUGGCAUUACCUGAAAUGCUAGAAGAUCUGGAGAAAUCUCCUGACUAUUCAAUUGUUGUUCUACCAACUUCCUGCAACCCAUUAGGAAUCCAACUCUGCAGCAGUGACUGGAAGCAGAUAGCAGAUGUCAUGAAGAGAAAGAGCAUGUUCCCAUUUUUCCACCUUAAAGAUCAGGGCCUGGCCUCUGGAGACGCUGACAUAGAUGCGUGGCCUGUGCGCUACUUUGUAGCUGAAGACUUUGAACUCUUCUGCGCCCAAUCCUUUUCUGCCAGUUUUGGAUUAUAUGGUGAGAGAGUUGGGAAUUUGUUAUUUGUUAUGAAGAGCAAUGAAGUUCUUCUCAGUGUCCGCUCCCAGCUCGAAGGUCUUGUCCUUGGAAUAUGGUCAACACCAACAUGCGUCGGUUCACGGGUUAUAGCAACAGUACUGAACAAUCCAUCAUUGUAUGCAGAAUGGCAGGAAAGCCUAAAAAUGUCAGUAAGACGUCUUAUGAUUGUCCGAGAGAAAAUCAGGGAGAAGCUAAGGCUUCUGGAGACCCUAAAAUGUUGGGACCAUCUCAAUAAGCAGGCUGGUCUGUUUGCUUAUAUGGGGUUAACAUCAAGUCAAGUGGACAUCCUGGCCAAGAAUAAGCACAUAUAUCUAUCUGAACAUGGACAGAUGAACAUCUCAGGCCUCAAUGCCAGUAAUCUGGAUUAUGUUGCGCAGUCCAUUCAUGAUGUCACUAUGAACCAGUUUUCGGCAAAAACUGCAAGGCAUUCUAGAGCAGAAAAACAAUUUUAAGACCCCUUAGGUUACCAGAGUUACCCACGACCCAGAAGUUGAUGGUCUAUCACCAUUGUAUUCAUGCCAGUGUUCAUACCCGCUUGGGUGCUAUAGAUGUAAUCGUACCAUAAAGAAAUAAAAAGACGUGUCAU